Messenger RNA from Lasiodiplodia theobromae, 1785 nucleotides. RefSeq names its product MFS transporter. Gene Ontology annotation, cellular component: fungal-type vacuole membrane. The coding region runs from base 1 to 1785 and encodes 594 amino acids. Lineage: Eukaryota; Fungi; Ascomycota; Dothideomycetes; Botryosphaeriales; Botryosphaeriaceae. The transcript is spliced from 4 exons. The record is from RefSeq and is a predicted model, not a curated record.
AUGGCUAUGAUACAGCGCGUCUCGUCCAUGGACGCCAUAAACACCUGGAGAAGCCGGUCUGUCUCGCCUGCUGCCAGCGAGCGCCGCAAACUCAGCUUCAAUCCGGUCCAAGCAGGCGCAUGGGGCCCCGCUGCCCAGGAGGAGCUGGUCCCCGCCUUUGAGGUGUCCAAGACCCGCCGCAUGUUGCAGGUUUUCGCCGCCGUCGUCUACUGCUUGCUAGCUGCUGGCAUUGUCUUCGGGUAUGCCGCAAUCAAGCCUGUCCUGAUCGCUCAGGGUGUAUACAGAGAUCGCUGUACCGAUGCGGAGCUGGACAAGGGCGUAAGAGUGUGCUAUGAACAGGAGCUGAGGCUUAACUUCAUGUUCACCGUGGCCGCCGUCUCCACCAACGUCUGCGCUCUGCCCGUCGGCACCAUCCUCGACCGCUUCGGUCCCCGCGCCAGCGGCCUGAUUGGAGUCUUAUUCCUAACCAUCGGUGCCCUUUUCUUCGCCUUUGCUGCUGAUCUUUCCUUCGAUGGGUACAUCCCCGGCUAUCUCUUCAUGGCUUUGGGCGGCCCCUUCGUCUUCAUCUCUUCCUUUCAGCUGAGCAACACCUUUCCCCGCUACUCGGGCCUCAUUUUGGCCCUGCUCACCGGCGCAUUCGAUACUUCGUCGGCCCUUUUCCUCUUCUACAGGCUGCUUUACCAAGCCACUGGCGGCGACCUCACCCCCAAGAAGUUUUUCCUCAUUUACCUGGUCGUGCCUGUAUAUAUCCUUAUUGUACAGAUCACCCUCAUGCCCAGCAAAUCUUAUGAGACCGUGGGAGAACUUGCUAGCCGCGCCGAUGACGCUGCCGCUGACUACCACGACUCGGACGACGACAUCCUCGAGGAGUCAAUUGUGCAAAGGCUGCGCAACGAUCGUCGUGCUCGUCGAGAGAGCCUUGCUAGCGAGAUCACCGCACUGUUGGAUGGAAAGGACACCUCAACACGCGCCGAAGAGGAAGAGAAGAAGAAGGAAAACAGCGGUGUUUGGGGAGCCCUCCACGGAAAGACGGCUGCCCAGCAGAUCCUGACUCCCUGGUUUAUUCUUAUCACCCUCUUCACCGUCAUCCAGAUGACCCGCAUCAACUACUUUGUCGCAACCAUUCGAUCGCAGUACGAGUAUCUCUUAGGGGACUACCACAAGGCGGUCAGGGUCAAUUCCUUUUUUGAUGUCGCAUUACCCCUUGGCGGUGUCAUCAGCGUGCCCUUCAUUGGACUCGUGCUUGACAACACCAGCACCCCGUUCGUGCUGGCGCUGCUGGUCGUCUUUGCCACCACCAUUGGCGUUCUCGGUGUAAUUCCUGAGCUAUGGGCAGCAUAUGCCAAUAUUUGUCUCUUCGUGGUGUAUCGUCCAUUCUAUUACACCGCAGUGUCAGAUUAUGCCGCCAAAGUCUUUGGUUUCGCCACUUUCGGAAAAGUGUAUGGCUUGAUCAUUUGCCUAGCCGGCCUCCUUAACUUUCUCCAGUCCGGCCUUGAUGCCCUCACGCACCGCGUCUUCCACAAUAACCCCAUUCCCGUGAACAUCAUUCUAAUGAGUGUCGCAUUCGUGAUCGGUCUAUCUCUCGUGGCAUUUGUCACCUGGAAGAGCAAGGUUAUACACCGCGAGCGUGUCGAAGAGGAUGCCGAAGACGCACGCGAGGUCCUCAUGCCUGGAGCUGAAAUGGGUUUUGAGAACAUCGAUCAUGCAAACGAUAUCCAGAAUGGAGAUGGAGGAAGUCCUCGCCUAGGGAGAACCGGCUAUGGAACCUUGGACAGAGGCGUAUGA